This is a messenger RNA of Piliocolobus tephrosceles (Ugandan red Colobus), 747 nucleotides long. RefSeq names its product RAS like family 11 member B (gene RASL11B). The transcript has 4 exons. The record is from RefSeq and is a predicted model, not a curated record. NCBI's taxonomy places the organism in Eukaryota, Metazoa, Chordata, Mammalia, Primates, Cercopithecidae. The coding region runs from base 1 to 747 and encodes 248 amino acids. Gene Ontology annotation, molecular function: GTP binding; GTPase activity.
AUGCGCCUCAUUCAGAACAUGUGCACCAUAGCCGAGUACCCAGCGCAGGGCAGCGCAGCCGCCUCCGACUGCUGCGUGGGCGCCGCCGGCCGCCGCCUGGUCAAGAUCGCAGUGGUGGGCGCCAGCGGCGUGGGCAAGACCGCACUGGUGGUCCGGUUCCUCACCAAGCGAUUCAUCGGUGACUAUGAAAGAAAUGCAGGUAAUCUGUAUACUAGACAAGUUCAGAUAGAAGGUGAAACCCUGGCUAUUCAGGUUCAAGACACUCCAGGUAUUCAGGUCCAUGAGAACAGCCUGAGCUGCAGUGAACAGCUGAAUAGGUGCAUUCGCUGGGCAGAUGCUGUGGUGAUAGUUUUCUCCAUCACUGACUACAAGAGCUAUGAACUCAUCAGCCAGCUUCACCAGCACGUGCAGCAGCUACACCUGGGCACCCGGCUGCCUGUGGUGGUCGUGGCCAACAAAGCUGACCUGUUGCACGUCAAACAGGUUGAUCCUCAGCUUGGACUGCAGCUGGCCAGCAUGCUAGGCUGCUCAUUCUAUGAAGUGUCUGUCAGUGAAAAUUAUAAUGACGUCUACAGCGCCUUCCAUGUUCUCUGUAAAGAGGUCAGUCACAAACAGCAGCCUAGCAGCACACCUGAGAGGCGAAGAACCUCCCUCAUUCCCAGGCCCAAGUCACCCAACAUGCAGGACCUGAAGAGGAGGUUUAAGCAAGCUCUCUCUGCCAAAGUGAGGACUGUCACCUCUGUCUGA